ACAGGCACUCCGGACUCGGGGACCUUCGGCCAAAGGGACCUCCGGACAGAGUGAGCGUCGACACAAGAGUCCCCGGACACAGAGAUCUCCGGACACGGGGAUUGUCGGAGACUGGGACCUCAGGAAGAGCCUCGGUUUUGCCUUUGUAGAUCCUGCUCCAGAUUUCAUUCUGGUCUAUCUGCUAUCGAUCUGGUUUAUCCCACUUCAGGUUCGGUUCAGGUUCCAUUCUACUGUUAAUCCGGAUUUGCUCAUUUGACUCCGAUCCAAUCCCACUUUGAUCCUGAUCUGCUCCGGUCUUACAGCCCUGGUUCUACUGCAGUCCGCCUCUGGUCCGCUUCGGGUUUGCUCCCCUGCGAAUUAGGCUCCCCUCCCGCUCCGCUGCUCUCCAUCGGGCUCGACUCUCACGCCAAUCUCUCCACGUUGUUCCAAUCCACUUCUGGUCUCCCUCCUUUCCCAUUCCCACUCUCGCUCUCUCUGCUACUCCGUCUCCGUUCCAGAUCAGCACUCUCCCCCUCUCCGGCUCCAUGGCUGGGAGGGAGAAAUCCGCUCCCUCCAUACACGAACACAUGGCGAUCGACGUGAACCCGGGACCCAUCCGGCCCAUUCCUCACAUCUCGCAUCGCUUCCCGCGACCGCUGGCCGCACGCGGACCCGGAGCCGGAUCAGCGGGACCAGCGGAAGGGCCCAGACCCGGAUUGGCGGCGGCAGCCGAGGCCGAGGUUGGAGCCGGACCACAGCCGCACCUGGAGUCUCCGGAACUCGAUGCCAAUGACUCGGAUGAUUCAAUGAGCCUGGGCACUCUGGAAUUUGACCUGUUGUACCGAUCGGAGGAGCAGGCUCUCCAGUGUUCAAUCCACAGAGCGAAGGGUCUGAAGCCAAUGGAUUUGAAUGGUCUUUCGGAUCCUUACGUGAAGCUCCAUCUUCUGCCAGGACCCUGCAAGGGAAACAAGCUGAGGACGAAGACGGUGCGUAACACCCUGAACCCUUGCUGGAACGAGACGCUGGUCUAUUACGGAGUGAUGGACGAGGAUCUCCUUCGUAAAACUCUCAGGGUUUCUGUUUGCGAUGCCGACCUGCUUGGUCACAACGACUUCAUUGGGGAAACGCGGGUCCCACUUCGGAAGUUAACAGCCGACCAACGAAGGCACUUUAAUAUCGUUCUAGAGAGACCACCGCCCCAGUCUCCGAUAUCACCACCGCUCAGAGGAAUCGCUUUCUACAUGCAGGAGCCGGAUGGGCCCCAGGAGGGGGAGCUUGGUCGAAUCCUGUUGGGCCUUUGGUUCUGCUCCUCCAGCCACCAGCUAACCCUCUCCAUCCUGCGCUGUGCCCACCUUGCUGCCAUGGACCCCCAUGGGCUCUCUGACCCCUAUGUCAAGGCGUACCUGAGGCCCGAUGGAGGGAAGUCGUCCAAACACAAAACAGGCGUGAGGAAACGGACCCUGAACCCCGAGUUUAAUGAGGAUUUCCUCUUCACCCUCGACCCUACCGCCCUCCAUUCCUGCUCCCUGCAGGUCACCGUCUGGGACCACCACCUCGGCAGGCCCAACCACCUCAUCGGAGGAGUGACGCUGGGGACGGAAUCCCGGGGACAGCCCGGCCGCCAUUGGCUGGAGUGUUUGCAGAAGGCGGGCCAGAGGAUAGAGCGCUGGCACAAGCUGACCAAUCACCUCAGCAACUGACCUGGGGAAGCCACACCCCUCACUGGCACCGCCCUCCCCCCCCCACACCCCUCCAUCCUCUUCACCUUCUCUCUACCUAUCAGAAAUACCCACUCCACCCUAUCUUCAACAUCUGCCUUCCCUCCACCUCCUCUCUCCUCCUUCCCUUAUCCUCCGAUCUUUCCCCUAAACCCUGCUCUCCCACUCCCCACCCACCCCCUCACCAUGGAGGGUUUUUGAAUUCACGAUCUGUACAUCUC
This is a messenger RNA of Mobula hypostoma (lesser devil ray), 1918 nucleotides long. RefSeq names its product double C2-like domain-containing protein alpha. The record is from RefSeq and is a predicted model, not a curated record. NCBI's taxonomy places the organism in Eukaryota, Metazoa, Chordata, Chondrichthyes, Myliobatiformes, Myliobatidae. The transcript is spliced from 10 exons. Gene Ontology annotation, biological process: regulation of calcium ion-dependent exocytosis; spontaneous neurotransmitter secretion; exocytosis. The coding region runs from base 525 to 1679 and encodes 384 amino acids. Gene Ontology annotation, cellular component: membrane; synapse.